Messenger RNA from Glycine soja, 3122 nucleotides. Its product is annotated as cation/H(+) antiporter 19-like. Gene Ontology annotation, biological process: regulation of pH; proton transmembrane transport. Gene Ontology annotation, molecular function: antiporter activity. The coding region runs from base 357 to 2798 and encodes 813 amino acids. NCBI's taxonomy places the organism in Eukaryota, Viridiplantae, Streptophyta, Magnoliopsida, Fabales, Fabaceae. The record is from RefSeq and is a predicted model, not a curated record. Gene Ontology annotation, cellular component: membrane; endomembrane system. The transcript has 3 exons.
UUGUUAAAAAAUCUAGGAAUGGAAUGCUAUCUAACAAAUUAACUAAGUUGUUAUAGUAUUGAAAGAAGUUUUUCUCCUAUAAAAAAGUGAAAGUGUGAUCUCACCACAAAUAAGUGCGCCUAUGUAGUGGUAAUUAGUUAUAGAAAGUUACAGAGGCGUGCUAUAUAUAGAACAUAACAGGAUAGAAGUGGAGGAUCUAUCCCUUUCGUCGAACAACACAUAGGCACGCACGCGCGCACAUCACUUCUUCUUCACUUUGAUGAGUUUCUGAAAACUGAAAAUCAAACCAAACCAACAUUGUUUUUAAAAUCAAGUUAUUGUUUGGUAUCGUGUGAGAGAAACGCACGCACGCACGCAUGAUGGCGACGAGUAACAACGCGUCAUGCCCAGCACCCAUGAAGGCAACGUCGAAUGGGGCGUUCCAACAUGAGAACCCGCUCGAUUAUGCGCUUCCUCUGUUAAUCCUCCAGAUUUGUUUGGUCGUCUUUUUUACUAGAUUUAUUGCAUUCCUCUGCAGACCCCUCAGACAACCCCGAGUCAUUGCUGAGAUCAUUGGAGGAAUACUACUUGGGCCAUCUGCAAUUGGACGAAAUGAGAAGUUUCUGAACACGGUUUUCCCAAAGAAAAGCAUAACGGUUCUUGACACACUAGGCAACAUUGGUCUUUUGUUUUUCUUGUUUCUAGUUGGUCUUGAGCUUGACAUGCGUGCGAUUCGUCGUACUGGUCACAAGGCCUUAGGCAUUGCCCUUUGUGGAAUCACUGUGCCUUUUGUUCUUGGCAUUGGCACUUCUUUUGCUCUUAGAGCCACCGUGUCCAAAGGUGCUGAGCCAGUUUCCUUUCUUGUCUUCAUGGGUGUUGCACUCUCAAUCACUGCCUUCCCUGUCCUUGCAAGGAUCCUAGCUGAGCUCAAACUCCUCACCACUGAUGUUGGUCGCAUAGCAAUGUCUGCUGCAGCUGUCAAUGAUGUUGCAGCCUGGAUUCUUCUUGCACUUGCCAUAGCCAUUUCUGGUUCUAAUGGAUCCCCCUUAGUUCCUCUCUGGGUCUUGCUCUCUGGUGUUGCUUUUGUUCUCUUUGCUGUAUUUGCCAUUAGGCCAUUGCUUGUAGCUAUGGCUAACCGUUCCCCCGAGGGUGAGCCAGUGAAGGAGGUUUACAUAUGCAUCACAUUGACACUGGUUUUGGCUUGUAGCUUUGUCACUGAUACUAUUGGAAUCCAUGCCCUCUUUGGGGCUUUUGUGCUUGGUACCAUUAUGCCCAAAGAUGGUUCCUUUUCUGGGGUGUUGAUUGAGAAGAUAGAAGACUUGGUGUCUGGCCUUUUCCUGCCACUGUUUUUUGUGUCUAGUGGCUUGAAGACUAAUGUGGCAAGUAUUAGUGGAGGACUUUCUUGGGCAAUGUUGGUGCUUGUUAUAUUCAAUGCUUGCUUUGGGAAGAUUGUUGGCACAAUCGUUGUGUCGUUAAUCUGCAAGGUGCCUUCUCAUGAAGCCGUGGCACUUGGAUUUCUUAUGAACACAAAGGGCUUGGUAGAACUCAUCGUUCUCAACAUAGGGAAGGACCGUAAGGUGUUGAAUGACCAAGCAUUUGCCAUUUGUGUUCUCAUGGCAUUGUUUACCACCUUCAUCACCACCCCAAUAGUAAUGGCUGUUUAUAAACCAGCUCGCAGAGGAGCACCUUACAAACACAAAACAAUUCAGCGCAGAGAUCCUGACACUGAGCUUCGAAUGCUAAUUUGCUUCCACACCUCCCGCAACAUCCCCACGUUAAUCAAUCUCAUAGAGUCUUCCCGCGGAAUUCGAAAGAGAGGAAAGCUUUGCAUAUAUGCAAUGCACCUGGUGGAACUCUCAGAGCGAUCUUCAGCAAUCACAAUGGUUCACAAGGCACGUAGGAAUGGCAUGCCCUUUUGGAACAAGAAACAGGAUGACAAAGAUCAAAUGAUCAUUGCUUUUCAGGCUUAUGAGAAACUAAGCAGUGUCAAUGUGCGCCCCAUGACAGCCAUCUCUGCUCUCAAUAGCAUCCAUGAGGAUAUUUGUACUAGUGCCCACCGAAAAUGUGCAGCCAUGAUUAUCCUUCCAUUCCACAAACAUCAACGUGUGGAUGGAUCAAUGGAGUCACUAGGACAUUCAUUCCAUGUGAUGAAUCAGCUUGUGCUAAGCCAUGCUCCUUGCUCAGUGGGUAUUUUGGUUGAUCGAGGUUUUGGAGGGACAAGCCAAGUCCCAGCUAGUGAUGUGUCUUAUAAGGUUGUUGUGCCCUUCUUUGGAGGACGUGAUGAUCGUGAAGCACUUUGUUAUGGUAUGAGAAUGGCUGAGCACCCGGGGAUUUUGCUCAAUGUGGUUAAGUUUAUGCCUCCACCUGGGACAUCAUUGGCCUUUGGUGCUAAAUUGGUUGGGGUGUCAUCAAACAAGGACAAGAAAGCAUUCGAAGUGGUUGGUGGCAAUUAUUAUGAUGAUAAACAACAAGAUGAUCAAUUGUGGAGUGAGUUUUUAAGUGCAUGCAACAACAACAACCAAGAGUCAAUGAAGCAUGAGCAAAAACUGGUGGCAAGCAAAGGUGAUAUUGAAGCAGCAUUAAAGGAAAUGAAUAGGAGCAAUCUAAUAUUGGUUGGUAGAAUGCCAUCAGUAGCACCUUUGAUUAGCAGAAGUGAUUGUCCAGAACUUGGACCUGUUGGAAGCUACAUGGCUUCUUCAGAUUUCUCCAAUGUUACAUCAGUUAUGGUAAUUCAGCAAUAUAAUCCUUCAACUGACAUUCAUCCACUAGUUAUGGAGGAAUCUGAUUACCCAGAUAUGCCAGACACACCAACGAGUUAAUGUUGCUUUAAAGCUGGAGGAGUUGUCUACUGGUUAUAACUUACAAAUGAGUUGGAUGCUCAUCAGAAUUUAGUCCUUGUGCGAAAAAAUUAUAGGCAUAGAUUUCAUCUAAGUGCAUAUCCUUUUAGAUGAAUGAUUUUUGGAUGUUUUAUGUUAGCAAGACUAGCAGAAACAUUUAUAAGAGUAUUUGACAAGGGAAAAAAAUCGUACAUGGUAUCAUAAUUCUUGAAAGAUAGGACUCUUGGUGAUUAUUCAUGAUUCACGGUAUCAUAAUUCUUGUGAAUAAACAAAACUUAUUUAUUUAACUAUAAAUAUUUUUGAGAA